Messenger RNA from Styela clava, 2914 nucleotides. RefSeq names its product receptor-type tyrosine-protein phosphatase beta-like. The record is from RefSeq and is a predicted model, not a curated record. Gene Ontology annotation, molecular function: protein binding. NCBI's taxonomy places the organism in Eukaryota, Metazoa, Chordata, Ascidiacea, Stolidobranchia, Styelidae.
UUUAACGCUAUUUGCGUCCUCUUUGCCUGUUUUUGAAUUCUAAACUCAACUACACACACGGUUCAAUCCACGUACAAAUCAAGGUACAGAUGUGAAUAAAUACAACUUUUGAGAUGGGAAGUGCCCCAGCUAAACCGAGCAGAAAUGAAGGAUUAUAUUUUGUAGAAACGGAUGCAAUAUCGAUAAGUGUAUCUGAUGAUGAAGACAGACCAAACCAAGUACGUGGAUUUGGAUUUACUGAUGUAAAAUGUAACAGUUUUGUAGUUUCAUGGAAACCUCCUCAAGAUUGUGAUGUUGAACGAUAUCAAGUUAGAAUUUUCCCCCCAGAGGGAGUCAAAUCAAAGUCUUUGAUCAAUUCUCUACAGGAGGCAUCAUACACAUUUGACAGAUUAACAUCUGGUACAAGGUAUACUGUGGGAGUUGUCCUAGUAGACAUAAAUAAAAAGAAAAGUACUUGUGCCUCAGCAAGCGAAUCAACACUACCUCAACCUCCGACGGAGAUAGAUUUCCCAACAAGUGAAAUCACUGCAUCAACAUUUCGAGUUCGGUGGAGGCCUUCAAAAGGCGAUAGAGAUUAUUAUGAAGCUGAAAUCACUCCCACCAACGGUGUAACUGGAAAUACUUCUGUCACAAAUCUUCUUGAUUGUCAUCACGUAUUUACUGGAUUAGUACCCGGCACAGAAUAUAAUGUUAAAGUCGUGAGCGUUUCGAACGAUAGAAAAAGUGAGGUGUUGGAAAAGUCCGUCAUAACAAACCCUGGGCAUGUGUACGAUUUAUCAUUCCCAAAUGUAACUCAUAACGAAAUGCAAUUGGUAUGGAAACCUCCUUCUGGAAUUGUCGAAUGUUACACGUUGAAACUAACAAGCGAGAUAGAAGCGGAAGAACCUGUUGUGAUUGAGAAAAUCAAACAGACGUCAUAUAAAUUCAACGGACUGGUUACUGGAAGAAAUUAUAGCUGUGAGAUCUUUACACAUGCACUGGGAAAAACAAGUCUUCGAAAGAGAUUUGACCAGUGCACAGUUCCAAGCGAAAUUGCAAACUUGUCCGUCGCCAAGGUAACAGUCGACGAAGUAGUUCUGACAUGGUCAAAUGCACCUGGAGAUGUUGAAGAUUAUGAUUUAUUCCUUAAUCCAAGAGAUGGUGUAAUUGGUGAUCCUUGUCCAAGAGGAAUAGUGGGAACUACACACAUUUUCAAAGGACUGUUGCCAGGAACAAAAUAUACAGUGGGAGUUGUUACGAACUCGAAGGAUAAAAUGAGCCAGCGGGUAGUGACAGGUUUUCUAACAGAUCCAGCCUCUUGUGGAGAAAUAAGUUUUCCUUCCGACGAGUUGAAAUCAACGCAAAUAGGAGUUCACUGGUUACCAGCUAGAGGAGAAUGUGACUCCUAUUCAAUUCUUGUCAUUAAAGAUGGAGGUUCUGGCGGAAGUUGGAAAGAAGAAGAUAUCACUCAACCAAGACAUAUAUUCACAGGUUUGACUCCGGGAGCCGAGUAUGCAUUUACUAUUACAACAAUACGAGAAGGAAGACAUUCUGUUUCGAAAACAGCAAGCUGCAGCACUUUACCUUGUCCUGCUGGAAACAUCGCGUUUCCUGAAGGAGGAACAACAUCAAAUUCUAUCAAAGUUAUUUGGCAUCCAAGCGCUGGUGGUGUCGACAGUUAUAAAAUUCAAGCAAAGGGAGGAGGAACACGUUUUGAAGACUACGCAAAAUACGAUAAAGCUGAAUUUACUAUUUCUAAUCUACUUCCUGGAACAAAGUACAACAUAGCUGUCAGUGUCAUAAGUUACGGAGUGGAAAGCGAACCUUCACUUGCUACAUGUAUGACAGGUCCGGAUUGCGUCAAAGAGUUGACAGCCAAGACUUUGAGUAAAAAUGAAAUUCAGGUCUCUUGGUUACCCCCAGACGGCGGUGUUGAUCACUUUGAAUUGGCAAUCCGACCACCAAAAGGCAUUGGUAGUGAAACUGAUCCAACUGGAAUAACUUCACAUGUUCAUGUUUUUGAACGACUUGUUCCCGGUACACUAUAUAGCGUAUGGGUGACCCCGAUUGCAAGAGGAGUUCGUGGACCGCCAACGGAAGUUAAAGCCUAUACAUUACCUGGUGAUGUAUUGAACGUACACUUCCCGACCGACUGCAUAACUUCCGAGUCUAUGAAGAUAGCGUGGGGGGUUGAAGGAAAUUCAAAAGAUGUGAUGGCAACUUUAACUAAUGUUUAUGAAGGAGAAUUUGGUCAGGAGUGCGCAGUACCUAUUUCAAAGGAAACAAUUAAAUCAGCGAGUCAACAUGUUUUUACUGAACUGACUGAAGGUACAAAAUAUACCGUAACUUUGCAAGCUAUCGCAUCGCCAGAGCUAUCUCAAGCAGGAGGACAAAAUGCAGUGGGAGCUGCCAUAAUCGCAAACCAGGAGACGGGUGGUAAUCGAAACGAAGCUGCGACCGCUUACAAUAACGAAGAAUCUAGCUACAAGGAUCCUUCCGAAAGCACCACAGUAAUAUCUACCAGACAAGCAUUUGUUGAGAUAGAAGAUGUGUCCACCUGUGAAACAACCUCGAAGAAAUCUGAGGAUGAUAUUCAAACUGAGAACAAAGAUAUUGCACAGCCUUCUGCACCCAAAACUGAAACGUCGUCACCAUCCUCGUCCCCUUCAGAAAAUUUACCAUUAAUUGAACUUUAAAUUUACUGGUCAUUUUAUGAUUUAAACAGCAUUUAUUAUACUAGGUGGUCAUCAUUCACACUUGGUCAUGAAAGACAAUGAAAGUAUGAAAUUGUCAAAUUUGAUAGGAAAAUAUGUUUUGUUGUUUAUAUGCUAGAUACGAUUAAACAAUAAGCUAUAAUGGAGUGAAAAAAAUACGACAAAAUGUAAAAAUAAACACAGUGAUUGGUGCCGACAAAUUAAAAAUUGACAUUCAAAAA